This is a messenger RNA of Fraxinus pennsylvanica, 1620 nucleotides long. NCBI's taxonomy places the organism in Eukaryota, Viridiplantae, Streptophyta, Magnoliopsida, Lamiales, Oleaceae. The record is from the annotation of a GenBank genome assembly.
AUGACAAGUGUUGUUAUACUGGCUGUGACGGUAUUGGUGAUUCUGGGCUUCGCUAAUGGGGAAGACCCAUAUAGAUUCUUUACGUGGAAUGUUAGUUAUGGUGAUAUUUACCCACUUGGCGUUAAGCAACAGGGAAUAUUAAUUAAUGGUCAGUUUCCAGGGCCACAGAUUGAGACCGUCACUAAUGAAAAUUUAAUUGUCAGUGUCUUCAAUAGCUUGGAUGAACCUUUUCUACUCUCUUGGAAUGGCAUACAACAGAGAAGGAACUCUUGGCAGGAUGGAGUCUAUGGCACGAACUGUCCUAUCCCACCGGGACAGAAUUUUACUUACAUUCUCCAAGUCAAAGAUCAAAUCGGUAGCUUUUUCUAUUUCCCGUCACUGGCCUUUCACAAGGCUGCUGGAGGAUUUGGUGGCAUAAAAAUCUUCAGCCGUUCUGUGAUACCAGUUCCUUUCCCUCCACCUGCUGGAGAUUACACCAUUCUGGCUGGUGACUGGUUCAGGCAAAACCACACAGAUUUGAAAGCAAAUCUAGAUAAUGGACUAAAUCUUCCCUUCCCUGAUGGACUUCUCAUAAAUGGUCGUGGAUCAAACGGCAAUACAUUUACAGUGGAUCAAGGCAAGACUUACAGAUUUCGCAUAUCAAAUGUCGGGCUCAUGACAUCUAUCAAUUUCCGAAUCCAGGGUCACAAGAUGUUGUUGGUCGAGGUUGAAGGGACACAUACAUUGCAGAACACCUAUGAGUCUCUUGACAUUCACUUGGGCCAGUCCUACUCUGUUCUGGUCACUUGUGAUCAACCUGCACAGGAUUAUUACAUAGUCGUCUCAACACGUUUUACAUCACAAGUGCUUACAGCAACAUCCAUUCUUCACUACAGCAACUCAGCAUUAAGUGCUUCUGGUCCUCCUCCUGGUGGGCCCACAACUGAGAUUGAUUGGUCUCUCAAUCAGGCAAGAUCCAUCAGGCAAAAUUUAACUGCAAGUGGGCCUAGACCUAAUCCCCAAGGCUCUUAUCACUAUGGACUGGUGAACACUACCCGCACAAUCCGACUGGCAAAUUCUGCUCGAAGUAUCAAUGGUAAACAGAGGUAUGCUGUCAAUAGCGUAUCGUUCAUCCCAGCAGAUACACCACUUAAACUUGCGGACCAUUUCAAUAUUCAAGGGGUAUUCAGCCUUGGAAGUAUCCCAGACAGUCCCACAGGUUCCGGGGGUUACCUUCAGACUUCAGUCAUGGCUGCCGAUUUCAGAAGUUUUGUUGAGAUUGUGUUUGAGAACUCAGAAGACACAGUGCAGUCAUGGCACAUCGAUGGCCACAUAUUCUUUGUAAUGGGGAUGGACGGUGGGCAGUGGUCACCUGCAAGCAGAUCAAGUUACAACUUGAGGGAUGCAAUUUCUCGAUGCACCAUUCAGGUGUAUCCUGGCUCGUGGACUGCCCUAUAUAUGCCUCUUGACAACGUGGGAAUGUGGAACGUAAGAUCUGAGAACUGGGCUCGGCAAUACUUAGGCCAGCAGUUCUACCUUCGUGUAUAUUCGCCAGCAAAUUCGUGGAGAGAUGAGUACCCCAUCCCGAAGAAUGCACUCCUAUGCGGUCGGGCAUCUGGUCGUAAAACCAGGCCUUUAUAG